Molecule: messenger RNA, 468 nt
Organism: Amorphotheca resinae ATCC 22711
Lineage: Eukaryota; Fungi; Ascomycota; Leotiomycetes; Helotiales; Amorphothecaceae
Exons: 1
Coding region: 1-468 (155 amino acids)
Source: RefSeq, a predicted model, not a curated record
AUGGCUGCGCCUCCAUUCGGUCACCAACAGUUCAUGCAGCAGGCGCCACCGGCCAACGUGUUUGGUGGAGACGACUCCGACGAGGAGGAAGAUCUCUCGCCCAUCAAGAUCUUCAUCGAGACGCCCGUCCACGUCAGCGGCGACAACAACAUGGUCGGCAUCGACGCCGGCCUGACCGCGUCCAAGGUCGCGGACGCGCUCGUGUCGAGCCUGAAGCAGAUGAGCUCCGCCUCGGGCGGCGUCCCCAUGAUCGAUCAGGAUGGCCGGCCGCGCCCCAUCACCGUGAAAGUCAAGGCGGAGACCAAGAUUGAAGGGUCGCGGAACGUGGUCGGGGAGCGCGCGGUCCUCUCGACCCUGCAGGCCACCGGCGCGAAGAAGAAGACCGAGGACACGAAGGAUGGGAUCAAGCGGGGGAGGGCUGGCAGUGAGCCGUUGACGAUGGUGUCUAAGAGAGUCAAGAAGGAAUAG